GUCCUAGUGUGGAGGCUUAGGCAUAAUUUUUUUAACUCCGGCUCGGUGCUACCAUGCACGGCUGGGCUAUAAAAGGUCAGGAUGUAAAAUUAAAUCCGUUAGUUAUCUCCCCCGAAGAAAAAAAAUUCUGGGCUGGUCGGGUCGGCCUUAAUUACUUAAUAUGGACUCGGUCCGUUCUCCGUGUUAUUGUAACUAGUUCGGCUGAAAGAUGUAGAUGUGAGUAACUCUUGAC
Pichia membranifaciens NRRL Y-2026 is the source of this 232-nucleotide messenger RNA. RefSeq lists its product as hypothetical. The record is from RefSeq and is a predicted model, not a curated record. Lineage: Eukaryota; Fungi; Ascomycota; Pichiomycetes; Pichiales; Pichiaceae. The transcript has a single exon. The annotation marks the transcript as partial.